UCUUUGUACCUGCUGAAUGAGCACUAAAUUAACCCUGACUCCUCAACCUCAUCCCUGUGGAGCACUUGGUUAAAACCUUUUUUUUUCUCAAUCAUUUAAAGUGUAAGGGAGACCAUCUUUUGUUUUUUCUUCUAUCCCUUCAUCUCUUGGCAGUCUAUUAACACUGGAUGCAUCUCACAUCUCCAUCUGAUCCUGGACUGAUUUAAUCAUCUGGCCUGUCCUCUGUCCUUUGAGAGAGUACUCCCUAUGUGCCUCUUCCCAUCAUCACAAAGAACUGACUGUUACUGUUAAAGCUAUAGGAAACGCACACAGGAGUGGUCCAGGAUGGCUCUCAAUGUGCCGGGUCUAAUAGUGAUGGUGGGAUUCUACCUGCUCAUUUUGGGUACAGGAAUCUGGGCUUCCAUGCGCUCCAGAAAAGAGGAGAAGAAGUGCACAGGAGAUGGCAUGGAGAUAACACUCCUGGCCGGACGUAACAUCAACCUGCUAGUCGGCAUCUUCACUCUUACUGCUACAUGGGUGGGCGGAGGCUUCAUCCUUGGUAUAGCUGAGGCAACAUACAACCCAACACUAGGUGCAGUGUGGGCUCUUAUGCCUGUACCAUAUGUCCUGACUUUUUUCUUAGGUGGUUUUUUCUUUGCCAAGCCUAUGAGAGAGAACAAGUACUUGACAAUGAUGGAUCCCUUCCAACAGAAGUAUGGGAAUGUUCUGAGCACUGCGCUGAUCUUUCCCGCACUGGUGGCUGAUGUCCUGUGGGUGGCUCGUACACUUGUCAGCCUGGGUGGAACUAUGAGUGUGAUCCUGGACCUGUCCUACGUCUACUCCAUCAUCACCUCCUCAGUAGUGGCCAUAAUCUACACACUGCUUGGGGGGCUCUACUCUGUGGCUUACACAGACGUCAUCCAGCUCAUCCUCAUCUUUAUCAGUCUGUGGGUGUGUGUUCCUUUCCUGAUGACCAACCCUCACUCUCUGGAUAUCUCACUAACUGCUUACAACCAGACCUUACAAACCAGUCCCUGGGUCGGCACGGUGGAGCUCGAUCAGGCCGGCAAGUUUUUUGAUGACUUCAUGCUGCUGGCUCUGGGCGGUUUGGCCUACCAGGCAUUCUACCAAAGAAUCUUGUCGGCCUCAUCUUACACCCAGGCUCAAGUGACUUGCUUUGCCUCGUCUGCCUUCUGCCUGGUGCUCGGUAUCCCCUCCGUGCUGAUCGGCGCUGUGGCUGCAUCAACAGACUGGAACUCAACCAGCUACGGAUUGCCAACCCCAUAUGAGCGUGACCAGGCAGGCUCCAUCCUCCCCAUCGCCCUGCAGUUCCUCACGCCCCCCUACAUCUCUGUUAUUGGGAUUGGAGCUGUGGCUGCGGCUGUCAUGUCCUCCAUGGACUCGGCUCUUCUGUCCUCAGCGUCCAUGUUUUCCUCUAAUGUCUACAAGAACAUCUUCAGGAAGCAGGCAUCAGACCGUGAAAUGCAGUGGGUGAUCCGUAUCUCAGUGGUGGUCGUGGGCCUAGCUGGCACUGCUCUCACUUUCCUGGACAGCAGCGUGCUGGUCUUCUGGCUUGUGGGCGUCGACAUGUCCUACACCAUCAUGUUCCCUCAGCUGGUCUGCAUCCUCUUCUUCAAGGUGUCCAACGGCUACGGAGCCAGCGUGGGCUACUUGAUGGGAAUCAUCUUGAGGGUCAUGAGCGGCGAGCCCCUCAUCGGCCUGCCGCCAGCCAUCAAAUUCCCCGGUUGCCGACUGGACGGCGAAGGAAGGCUAACCCAGUUCUUCCCCUUUCGCACCACAAUCAUGGUCAUGUCACUUGCUUCCAUUCUGAUCGUCUCCUGGCUGGCCUCCGUCAUUUUCAACAAGGGUCUGCUGCCUGAGAGUUGGGAUGUGUUCAAGAUCAAACGCACGCAGACGACAGCAAGUGCUGCGGACCACAAGAGGACCAUCUCUGAAAAGGAAGACGCAUCUGUGGCCAGGCAGCUCUUGGACACCACCAGCUUAUGAAGAGGCACACAAAAGAAAUAGAGAUGGACGAUGGGGAGUGGAUGGAGCAGAUAUGUUUGUCUGCUUAGCAGGAGUUCACAGAGGGGGAACAAAGGAAAGACUGGACAUUAUGUACAGAAUCUGUAUCACAGUGACAUUGUGGUGAUGACUAUUACAUUAGCAGUGUGAUAUGAGCUCUCUGGCACCUUACUUCAUAAGUUGCCUUAUUCGGUGUAAAUAGGCUCCUUGGGUAGAAUAAUUAGCAGAAAGCCAGCAUUUAGUAUAAUGAAUGUGAUAACAAACAUAAAGGCCCCAAUCUUUUCCAUUUCAACAUGUACGCUGACACACAAAGAACCCAGAGGCGGGUUUAACCACCAAGCUAUUUCCAUUCAUUGGAUAUCAUUUAAGAAACAAGUUCACAACAACAGUUAUAUUCAUUAGAAACUCAAAACAAGAAUAAUAGAUUAAUGAGAAUGUAUUUUACCUCUUUUUGAUAAAUUAAGAUAGUGCUUUAGGAUUCUUUCAUGACCAAUGACAAUUCAGUUCCUGAAGACCCCAACACUGUGGCAACCUGUUAUGGCACAAAGGACACCCGCACAAGGAACUGAGCAGUCAAUCCACCAGUAAAAUAUUAUAAAAUAAUAAAAUAGCUCAUAUAGAAAUGUUUGUAAUUGUUCGUUAAAAUUCAGUUUUUAUGUUGGAGAAGCUAAACAGAUUGGGUCAUGUAGCUGAUAAGAAAACAGGAGCAAACCCAGCCGACUUCAUUCUUUACUGAAUAAUCUUUUGUUUGUCUGAUCGGGGUGUAUCUCAGGACACCAAGCUUAUCGUUCAGUGUAAACCUCUGGGAAAGAUUUGCAGCUAUGUGCAGCAUGACAGGGCCCUCUUUUACACCAGAACAAAAAAGAAAAACUACCCAAGGAACGAGGGCACGGCCUGACACGUUCCUUGGCACAUUUUUUGAAAGAUUUUUGUGAUCUGAUCUCUGCUGCUUCCAGCUCUACUAUACGGCAAAGAUGAUUUUUCUUAGCAUGUAAGUCAAUAUUAUAUAAUCACACUUUUAACUUCCUUUAUAUAACUUUUAUGUACAAUCAUAGUUACAAUCAUGCUUUUAUUCUAUAAUAGCAGCUGUGUUAUGAUCAAACUGCUUUGCUUUGAAAAAUCUCAGAUUUAUAGCAGCCUUAAAAUGUUUCUCUGUUGUUUUUGUAAAGACUAAUCUUAGUUUAAAUCUGUGAAUGUGCGGAGAGGACAAACAGAAUUAUAAGAACAUUUCUAAGGUAUAAGACCAGACUUGGAUUUCAGUGCAAUGCUGGGGGUUUUAUUCUACAAGCACUUUUUAAAAAGUAUACAGAGGUGACACAAACACUAUUUCAAGAUUUUAAACGAUUUACACGUCGAUUUUCUUUUUUUUUUUACUUACCUCAGUAAGUUUUGUUUGUGUUUGGUCAAGAAUAGCAGAAAUAAGAGACAGAAAUGCAAAAAAACAACUUAAUCUCCAUUUAUCUCACAGCUAUUGCAAGGGCCUCCAAACAGCAAUCUACUCAUAUGACAUAAACUCAUUGUAGCAGUUUUCUUCAACUACGCGGAGAGAAAGCACUUCAGACAUAUCACUACUUUUCUUCUCCACCCAUCAGUGUGAGACAUGAUCCUCUCAGUGUUUCAUUGUCUUUGUACUGUGUAGUUUUGUUUUGUCAUUACUUAUUGAAAAGUUGUAGUUUACAGUCCAAUUUACUUUUUUUCCCCUUUCCGUUGAAGAACAUCCGUGCAAAUGAGACUCUCAACAAUGAACAGUAAAGAUUUACAUCAGUGCAUAUUUACACCGUAUUAUUUGUGAGACGUUGUUCAACCACAUCUCUUUUGUUAAAAUGCAUAUGUGUCAUUAUACUGAGCCUGUAACUAUAGUCUGUUGUGCAAAAUGGUCCCUGGUAUAAUCUGACAGACCGACAGCCUUCCUCUACUAAACUGUUGCCUUACAUGUCACUGGAAACUGGUUUCACUCUGCUGUCAGUGCUUCUGUACUGGUCAUCGUAAUGUGGGUGUAUAAUCUAGUCAUUGUUUAAAUACCUCAAGGGCCGGUAAUGUUUGCUUUAAGUAUCAGGACUACCACCUAUAUUGUGACUUCUAUCCAAAGCAUACUGUGUGAAUGUCAUUUUCCAAAGACUUAACACACAAAAGAAAGUGUGUAUGAAAACAGGACACAUUCAGGACACAAUGCAUCUUUUUCUAUGUGUUAUUGUGAUUUCUACCUGUUUUAAAGUGUUGUACUAUACAGCCUAAUCAUGAUUUCUUUUUUCGAUAUUUACACUUUUUAUUUUUUUAUCGGUUGAUCACGAUGCGUUGAGGAUUUGACAAGAGAAACACACGUGUAUUUUAUCUCAAGUUAGCAACGUUAAAGGCUUUAAAUGCGAUUUUUCAAACUUAAAUGUAAUAUAAAUCAAGUAUAUCCUCUGAAAAUAACUCUGUGAGUCAUGACUGUCUACAAUGGGUGUAACACCCGAGUCCCACUGUCUGUGAUGUUUUCAGAGUUUUCAGAGUCCUAUCUUCAGUUUGUUGACAUCGUUGGGACGGCCGGCUGACUCCUCCCCUCAUGUAUAAAAGUUGUUUAAUUGAGGGACUAGAGAAAAGAAGAAUAACAUACUGUACUCACUGCUUAACUGUGUUUCUAGAUCACGCUCAUUUCAGGUCAAUUUACAUGCAGUGUGAAGAUACCAGUAUAAUAAAGAUCGCUAGUAUUAGCAUGCUAACACAACAAUGCAGCGCAAGUUGUUUUGGGUUCAUGCUGGUGCUCAAGGGCGACAUCAAAAAAUCGCAUAUGAAGCCUUUAAAGUGAAACAAAUUCACCUUCAAUUUUGCAGAACAUUAAAUGAUAUGUCAUCUUUACAGAAUUACAAAACUGUCAAUCAGUGUUUUUCCUGUGUAUUGUAAGCAUCACAGUAAAAACAUGUUACAUACAGAAAAGACAGUUCGCCUCGUAGAGCAAACAGGCGAGCCUGACGACGCCUCCAGACUUGACUUCUUGCAAGAAAACGAGCCAGCAGCCAGCAAGCUGUUCACAACACACUGUAGGAUGGGAAAGGACGCCUUGAUAAUGGUGCACGGUUAUGUUAUCUGUUCAUUACAUCACUUUUAAGGACAAGGGUUGUUUUUUUUCCAUGUUGGGUCAUUCUCUGAAAAGUUGUUAGUUUUAUAAUAUAAAUAGGUGAUGAGUUCUUUGUUGCAUUUUCCCCUUAUAAAUGUAUUUGGUUUUAUACUAUUAUGCAUGUUGAUUUUGAUUAACUGUGUUGUUUGUAUAACGAACCUUUGUGAAGGCUGUUCUCUCUUGCCAGUUGGCAAGGUCCUACUUUGUAAUCAAUUUAAUGUAAAUCCCCAUGGGGUGAUGUUCUGUCAGAAUAAAGGCUGAAACCAAUGA
Messenger RNA from Labrus bergylta (ballan wrasse), 5371 nucleotides. RefSeq names its product high affinity choline transporter 1. Lineage: Eukaryota; Metazoa; Chordata; Actinopteri; Labriformes; Labridae. The record is from RefSeq and is a predicted model, not a curated record. Gene Ontology annotation, biological process: transmembrane transport; choline transport; acetylcholine biosynthetic process. Gene Ontology annotation, molecular function: choline:sodium symporter activity. Gene Ontology annotation, cellular component: plasma membrane.